Dentiscutata erythropus is the source of this 292-nucleotide messenger RNA. Lineage: Eukaryota; Fungi; Glomeromycota; Glomeromycetes; Diversisporales; Gigasporaceae. The record is from the annotation of a GenBank genome assembly.
CAUCUGCACUUCCAAAUAAUACAAAAAAAGCACCAAAUCAACGAUUAUCACUGGAAUCACCAUGUGAACCAUCAUUGGAAUUAUCCCAUGAACAAUCGCCAGGAUCUUUACAUGAACAAUCACUAGAACCAAUACUUGAACAACUAUCAGGACCAAUUCUUGAACCACCAGGACUAUUGAAUGAGCAACUGCCAAAACUAUUGAAUAAUCAAUUACCGGAUUCAUUAAAUGAACAAUCACUAGGACUACCAAAAAGACUACCAAUACGAUCACAACAAAUUUCAAAGAAAUU